AUGCUGCUAUCGUCAAGCGUCGACUCGUGGCUCUACUGGACUGUUUACUCAAAACUGGGGGUUCCCGUUUAUGAGGAACUGGCAGCGCUAGUGUUCGCCAAGUCGAUGCGUAAAAAGGAUGUGAAGGAUACGAAAACGACGCAUAAGCCCGAUGAAUCCGCAAUGGAUCCUUCCACAGCCGCUCUCCUUGAUACAGAAGAAGAGGACGAACAAGCCCAGGAGGGCCUUCAGAGCAUCAUCAAUUAUGCAGCAGUUGAUGCGAAACGAGUCGCUGAUUUUGCGUGCUACAGCUAUCUGAUCCCUCAUGCGAUAAUUAGGCUGACGAUUGCUUGCGGUUUCCUGCUGGGUCUUCUCGGAUGGAGGAGCUUGUCGACAGGACUCCUUGUAGCAGCUGUGAUAAUACCCGUCAACAGCUACCUUGCCACAAGAUAUGCGAAGUCUCAGGACGAUCUCAUGAAACUACGAGACCUAAAACUAGCAGUAGUCUCUGAAGUUCUCCAGGGUAUUCGGCAGAUAAAGUUCUCAGCGAUCGAAGGAGAAUGGGAAAGGAAGAUCGCUGAAAGGCGCCAUGCAGAACUGCAGUCUCUUUGGACUUCUUUCCUAUACAGCACGGGUCUUAUAUCGACUUGGAUUCUUGGCCCUUUGAUGCUAUCAGCCGCCUCCCUCACUGUGUAUGCAUUGCUCUACGGUGAGCUUACUGCGUCUGUGGCUUUCACUGCCAUGUCAAUAUUUGGAUCCUUAGAACUCUCAAUGGCCAGCUUGCCGGGUCUGAUGUCGAAAGCCUUGGAAGCGAAGAUUAGUUCGGAUCGCAUUGACAAGUAUAUGGAUAGUCCCGAAAAACCAAUGAACACGACCCCAGCUAAUUACAUAGCAUUCGAGGCGGCAUCGGUCGCAUGGCCCGCUGAUGAAGAUCACAGUGAUUGGGAUACCGGCAAAGGCUUUGUGCUACGCAAUUUGAAUUUGACAUUCCCACCAAAAGGACUGAGUGUCAUAUCUGGAAAGACUGGAUCUGGAAAGAGCCUUCUCCUCGCCUCAAUCCUUGGAGAGUGUGACAUCCUCCAAGGUAAAGUCAAGGUCCCUGUGUCCCCACAGCUCAAUGUACGAUGUGACCGUCGCAUUUCGAGCGCAGAAUGGAUUAUCGACAAUGCAAUCGCAUACGUUGCCCAAAUCCCUUGGAUUGAGAAUGGAACUAUACGAGAUAACAUCCUAUUCGGCUUACCAUAUCACCCUACACGGUAUCGCAAGGUGCUCUAUGCUUGUGCCUUGGACAAAGAUCUUGACAUGUUCCCUGACAAGGAGAUGACUGACAUUGGCGCAAAUGGCGUGAACCUUAGUGGUGGUCAACGGUGGCGGGUGUCAUUCGCCAGAGCAUUGUAUUCUAGGGCCGGAAUCCUCAUUAUGGACGACAUAUUCAGUGCGCUGGAUGCCCAUACUGGCCGUCACGUCUACAACCACGCGCUAACAGGUGAGAUUGGUCGAAGACGCACACGAAUUCUUGUCACUCAUCACGCCACUCUCUGCCUUCCGCAUACAGACUACUCAGUUUUUCUUGAGAACGGACAUGUCAAGCACGCGGGCACUGUCGAGGAGCUCCGACGGAACAACAGUUUAUCAGACCUCCUUUUAUUGGAGGAAUCAGCAAGACCUGAUGACCAGAGACAUAUCGAGGGGCGUCGUGAAUCUGAAAUUGAGCCUAUGGCUGUUCCCAACAAAGUGCGUUGUUCGAGCACCAGGAAUCGAACAUCAACUACAGCCAGGCGAAGCUCUGUAGCUAGCAGACGAAGUUCAAUCGCAAGUCGACAGAGCAGACGGAGUUCCGUCUGGAGCAGAAACACGAACAUUGGCGAGACAGAUACACGACAAUUUGUGCAGGACGAAACAAAUGGUACUGGGUCCGUUUCUAUUUCUGUUUAUGCUGCCUAUUGUAAUAAGGGAGGCAGUGCGUACUUUUGGGGCACUAUCUUUGGCGCAUACAUUUUAUAUGCUUGCCUCAUCGUUGGACGGUCAUGGUGGGUGAAACUAUGGACCAGUUCAUCCAACAAUCAAGAAAAUCAAAGUCACCAUCCUUCGAGCAUAGAUGCUAUCAUGGACCGUCUAGCAUCUGUAAAGGCAGAUGCGGAUCUAUUCCUAUACCUUGGUGUAUACGUUGGUAUCUCCGUUACGGCUUGUGUAUUGGGGACAGUUAGAUAUUACACCCUUAUGAAAGCAGGAAUCGAAGCGUCGAAGAAUCUAUUCAACGACUUGACCUACGCUGUGCUACGUGCGCCUCUCCGGUGGCUUGAUACGAUUCCCCUAGGCCGCAUUCUGAACCGAUUUACAUCCGAUAUUUAUGCAGUUGAUGUGAGACUCGGUUAUGACAUCGGCUUGUUCGUUCAUAACGUCUUGGAGAUUACGGGCAUUUUAUUAGCAGGCAUGGCUGUUUCUCCGUUUGUGAUCAUUUUCGCGGCUGUGAUUCUGGCAAUUUGUCUGAAGCUUUCUUUAAUGUACCUGGCCGGGGCGCGCGAGGUCAAGCGACUGGAAAGCACCGCUAGAAGCCCGAUUUUCGAACAGUUUGGCUCCAGCCUUGCAGGUCUCAUCACCCUUCGCGCUUUCAAUAAAACUGAUACCUACAUUGGGAUUAUGUACGAAAAGAUCAGUGUACAUGCGCGGACAGCGUGGUAUCUCUGGCUGUUUAAUAUGUGGCUAGAUUAUCGCAUGAGUGUCGUGGGAGCCAUUUUCUCAACGAUGACCGCGGCCUUGGUGGUUUACUUCCCUAGCAUUCCGGCUGCACUUGCUGGAUUUGCUUUGAGCUUUGCAUUGCAGUACAACAGUGCUAUUGUGAUGGUUCUACGACAGUAUGCUAAUGUCGAGUUGGACAUGAACGCGACGGAACGGGUGCUCGAGUACUCGGAUAUUGAAAUUGAAGACCAGACGGGGAUGGAAGCACCUGCUUCUUGGCCGACAGAGGGCAAGGUCGAAGUCGAAGACCUAGUUGUUGGCUAUGCACCGGAUCUUCCUCCCGUCCUUAAUGGCUUGUCAUUCACAAUGGAGAGGAACCAACGAGUAGGCGUCGUUGGUCGUUCUGGGGCUGGUAAAUCUUCCCUGACAUUGGCACUGUUCCGUUUCUUGGAGGCUCGAUGGGGUCGCGUUUCCAUUGAUGGUUUGGACAUUUCCAAGCUCAAACUUCAUGAUCUUCGAAGCCGCCUGGCUAUCAUUCCCCAGGAUCCUGUCCUCUUCUCUGGCACAGUGAGAUCCAACCUUGACCCGUUCAACGAACACAGUGAUCCCGAACUCUACGAUGCAUUGGAGCGGGUCAACCUCAUCUCAUUCAGCGACUCAGAAACCCUAGCCUCCGAAUCAAGCACCCGGCCACAAAUCACAAGGACCACGAGCCCAGAAAGCACAACGGAUACACUAGCUUCCUCCCACACGAGCCGUACAAAAGAAAACAGUUUGUUCACAUCCUUAUCCGACAUGAUAUCCGAAGGAGGCUUCAACCUGUCCCAAGGCCAGCGGCAACUCCUCUGCCUCGCCCGCGCCAUCGUAUCCCGUCCCAAAGUAAUGAUCUUAGACGAAGCGACUUCCGCAGUCGAUAUGGAAACCGAUGCUCUGAUCCAACGGUCUAUUCGUUCUGAAUUUGGUCGGAAUGCGUCGACUUUGCUUGUUAUUGCGCAUCGAUUGAGUACGGUUGCGGACUUCGAUAGGAUUCUGGUUAUGGAUGCGGGGAGGGAGGUCGAGUUCGGGUGUCCUAGGGAGUUGAUGGGAAUUGAGGGUGGUGUGUUUCGGGGUUUGGUUGAGAGUAGUGGGGAGAAGAAUGUCGUUGAGGAAAUCAUCUUAGGGAAAUCGCUUGAUUAUUGA
Molecule: messenger RNA, 3837 nt
Organism: Aspergillus chevalieri
Lineage: Eukaryota; Fungi; Ascomycota; Eurotiomycetes; Eurotiales; Aspergillaceae
Exons: 2
Coding region: 1-3837 (1278 amino acids)
Biological process (GO): transmembrane transport
Cellular component (GO): membrane
Molecular function (GO): ATP binding; ATP hydrolysis activity; ABC-type transporter activity
Source: RefSeq, a predicted model, not a curated record